Sphaeramia orbicularis (orbiculate cardinalfish) is the source of this 1028-nucleotide messenger RNA. RefSeq names its product chloride intracellular channel protein 4. The record is from RefSeq and is a predicted model, not a curated record. The transcript is spliced from 6 exons. NCBI's taxonomy places the organism in Eukaryota, Metazoa, Chordata, Actinopteri, Kurtiformes, Apogonidae. Bases 280 to 912 code for a protein of 210 amino acids.
GCUGAAGUCUGUGAUCAAAGACGAGUCGGCGUCCAAGAGGAGGGACGAGCAGGUGAAGAAGAAACGAGUGGUGCUGCUGGAGGACGGACGCUCCUACGUACCGCAGAGGGAGGAGAUGAUGGAGGAGGUGAAGCUGAUCUCCCACCGCAGGGCGGAGACGCCGUUCCCCCCCAGAGGAACAACACGUCUGAGCAGCAGGACUACAAGGUCUCACUGUACGUCAAGGCUGGAAGCGACGGCGAGAGCAUCGGAAACUGUCCGUUCUCUCAGAGACUGUUCAUGAUCCUGUGGCUGAAGGGGGUGAUCUUCAACGUCACAACUGUCGACCUGAAACGUAAACCAGCGGACCUGCAGGCCUUGGCUCCAGGGGUCAACCCUCCGUUCGUCACCUUUAACGGGGAGGUCAAGGUCGACGUCAACAAGAUCGAAGAAUUCCUGGAGGAGAAGCUGACUCCGCCUCGUUACCCCAGACUGGCCCCCAGACACCCUGAGGCCAACAGCGCCGGCAUCGACGUGUUCGCCAAGUUCUCUGCAUACGUCAAGAACCACCGCAAGGACACCAACCAGGCCUUAGAAAAAGCUCUGGUCAAGUCUCUGCGUCGUCUGGAUGACUUCCUCAGAACCCCUCUGCCCGACGAGAUCGACGGGGACGCCACCGGAGACCUGCCCGAGUCCACCAGGAGUUUCCUGGACGGAUCUGAGCUGAGCCUGGCCGACUGUAACCUGCUGCCCAAACUGCACAUCCUGAAGGUCGUAGCAAAGAAGUACCGCGGCUUCGAGAUCCCAGCGGAGAUGACGGGGCUGUGGCGGUAUCUAAACUCCGCCUACAAGAGGGAGGAGUUCACCAACACCUGCCCCGCUGACAGGGAGAUUGAGUUUGCAUACCUGGAUGUUGCAAAGCGCAUCAAAUAGGGGGAGGGGCUUAAAAUGACAGGAUGAAUAAUUAGAACUAAAACAUCUAUUAGCAUCAUAUCGUUAGCCUCAUAGCAUAAAUAGCAUGUGGACAAAAGUAAUGGGACACGAUGAAU